CCUUCGGCUGCUGCUUUUUUAGCGAUCUUUUCUGUGCUCCUAUGACAGCAGCACUUUCACAAGGAAGAAACCUGGAGACUAUCCCCAGAGUGCCAGAGACCUAAAAGAAGAUGAGGGCAAUGGCAGAAGAAGAAAAAUGAGGCUGAUGUUCUACAGUCUCUUUGGAACAAAGACAAGGUAACUCAUUACUCAGAAAACAAACUUUUGAUGAGCUUUUCUGCCUGCCAUCGUCCUACUCUGCUAUCCUGGGUAAUACUAACACGAAAGCCAAGGCCAGCUAAGACACCUGUGUCAAAAGAAGACAGAUAUCGCCAUGGGGCAAGAUGAACAUAACCCAAAUGCUACAGUCAAACUCAACUUUGCUGCAAUCUAUGAUCUCCACAAAGGGGAUUUCACCUCUUUCAUAAACUUCACCAUCCCUUUCAAUUUCAAUUACAGUGAUUAUGACCUGCCACUGGACAAUGAAGAUGACAUGACCAAAACACGCACCUUCUUUGCAGCCAAGAUUGUGAUUGGGGUGGCUCUCGUUGGCAUCAUGCUGGUCUGUGGCAUUGGCAACUUUAUUUUCAUUGCUGCUCUCGCCCGCUACAAGAAGCUACGGAACCUCACCAACCUGCUGAUUGCCAACCUGGCGAUCUCUGACUUCAUUGUGGCCAUUGUGUGCUGCCCCUUUGAGAUGGACUACUACGUGGUGCGACAGCUGUCCUGGGAGCACGGCCAUGUCCUCUGUGCCUCAGUCAAUUACCUACGGACUGUUUCCCUCUAUGUUUCUACCAAUGCUCUUUUGGCUAUAGCUGUCGACAGGUACCUGGCCAUUGUACACCCACUAAAACCACGCAUGAAUUAUCAAACAGCAACCUUCUUAAUUGCCUUGAUCUGGAUCGUCUCCAUACUUGUAGCUAUCCCAUCUGCAUACUUUGCUACUGAAACUGUAUUAUUCAUAGUAAAAAAACAGGAGAAAUUUUUCUGUGGCCAAAUUUGGCCAGUUGACCAGCAGAUGUAUUACAAAUCCUACUUCCUCUUCAUCUUUGGCAUUGAAUUUGUUGCGCCUGUGAUUACAAUGACCUUAUGUUAUGCCAGGAUCUCUCGAGAGCUUUGGUUUAAAACUGUGCCAGGAUUUCAGACGGAACAGAUCAGAAAGCGGCUUCGAUGCAGAAGAAAAACCGUAAUGGUACUUAUGUGCAUCCUAACUGCCUAUGUUCUCUGCUGGGCACCUUUCUAUGGUUUCACAAUUGUCCGUGACUUUUUUCCCACAAUCUUUGUGAAAGAGAAGCAUUAUCUUACAGCUUUUUACAUAGUUGAAUGCAUUGCUAUGAGUAACAGCAUGAUAAACACGAUGUGUUUUGUAACUGUAAAAAAUAACACAAUGAAGUAUUUCAAGAAGAUCAUGUUUCUCAGGUGGAGAUCAACAUAUAAGGGAAACAAAACUAGCACAGAUUUAGACCUCAGAACAAGUGCAAUGCCAGUCACAGAAGAGGUAGACUGCAUAAAACUGAAAUAAGGCUUAUGCAGUUCUAAUUUCAUAUAUUUUAGAGGGGUGUGGGGAAGAGGAAAUAAGUAAAUGCUGCCUCAGAAACUCCUCCCUUGUUCUAUGGAAAUUCCUACUUAUGGUUAGAACCCUAGAUAAGCAGCAAAUUAUGGAUUUCCACCAGAGCUCUUCUCCUAGACUGCUGUAUAAUCCCAUAAAUCAGACUGAUGCUGUGCCGCAGUUUGCCCAUCUGUGAAAUGGGGAUGUAGAUAUUUGGUUUAGAGCUAUUUAAGUUUUAAGGAGAAAAAAGUCUGUAAACACAUUACAGCUUAUUACAAAGAUGGAAUGGCUGGUUGUUAGUCCUACCAAUGAUGCCAACAACCUCUCUGUUUCUUCUGUUCUUAAGAGAAAUUUCUUUGCCCUCUUUGAGUUUAUCGUGGCACCCUAUGGCCAGCUUCUGCCACCUUGUAUCGCUGAGCACUUCAUCAUAGGACUUGUCCCAUGUUUUUCGGUGGUAUCCCUAUAAGGUAAUAGUCAGUCAGUGAGAAAAAUUCACCCUUUUGUACCAAGCCUGGACAUCUUAUCAGAUCUGUGUAUAUCUUUGAAAGAAAGUACAAGCAGGACCAAAACAAUAUAGAGAUCUUAAGACGAUGCCCUUCUUCAAGCAGUGGAGACUAGCUUUCAGCAAGUCUGUCACUAGUUGAGUUGACUAGCUCAUCAACUGUUUAAAUAUGAAGCAACAAAGAUGACUUCUGCAUUGCCUCCUUCAGUGCUACUUUUACUAUUCUGAUUUUGUACAACUCUAGGAUGAGUGUUUCUUGACUGAUAAUCAUGACAAAACAGGUGACAGUAGCAGUAAUAUAUUCUCAUUUAAGCUACACAUAAAAUUUCAUGGAUUUUGGUGUAUUAAAAUCAAGGCUUUUCUAUUGUGAUGACAAAUACUUCCUGUUUUAGUAUGUGGUACACCUACUU
This is a messenger RNA of Struthio camelus australis, 2440 nucleotides long. Its product is annotated as prokineticin receptor 2. NCBI's taxonomy places the organism in Eukaryota, Metazoa, Chordata, Aves, Struthioniformes, Struthionidae. The record is from RefSeq and is a predicted model, not a curated record. Gene Ontology annotation, biological process: cellular response to hormone stimulus; circadian rhythm; neuropeptide signaling pathway. Gene Ontology annotation, molecular function: neuropeptide Y receptor activity; peptide binding. Gene Ontology annotation, cellular component: plasma membrane.